AAUCGUGUAGCAAAUAAUCCUUUAAAGUGAAUCCUCAGAUGGACUAUUGUGUUCUAACAGUGUGGAACCACAACGUAUUUCAUGCGGAAUGUGAUUCAUAUCACAUAAUCAGUAAAAGGAUGCAGUGAGAAAACUGAUAUUUGGAGCUGGUGCUUUAAAAUAACCCCCGAUGUCAGAACUUUUUAUUUUAUUUAAGAGUAGAUAUUCAAAGUAUUUAUUUGGUUCUGUCUUGAUUUAAAACAUAAACCAACAGUAAAUUUAACUUAUAUACUACUAAUACUACCACUUUAUUCCAUGAAGGAUUUCAGCAGCAUUUUAAAGCUUGUCUGCUUCACUGUUCUCGUACGCUAGAUCGUUACUGUGUUUCUCGCCACACAAUGAUACCGUACUACCAUAACAGAACCAAAUAGUGUACUUUUCUGUAGAGACACACAACAGGACAAAACCCAAAUCAAGUAGCCAAUACAUUUUUGUAGCACCAUUUUUUUAGAUCGCAUACUAUGAAUUUAUAAAACACGUUUUCAUAUUUAUAACCCUUUUUAUAACGUACUAUAUUAAGACUUUACAAAACAACACAUCAGGACUUCUUGGAUUUUUCUCAACAUUUUGUACUUAACCUUAUGUAUAAAGUACCUUACACAUCUCCUCUAUACCAGAGGCGGCUACCGGCUCGCAAGCUACACUGAUGGAGUCAUGCUGAUCUAUUUUCAGAAAACUUUCUCAUCUCCAACAAUGUGUCUCAUUGUCUCAAUGUCUCAUUGAACAAAAAGAAUCAUCUGUGUAGUUAUUAAAAAGGGAUUUAAAAAAGUCUGUUGAGUAUGUUGAAAUAAGUAACAAAAUAAUAAGAGGACAAUUCGUUGGGGACAAUUGACAAAAUGUCCUCCAAUAAUGUUGAAAAAAAUUAUAAAACGGUCAUGACUCUUUCUCAAAAAGUCAUAGUGUUGUAUGUCAAAGAAAGUCUUAAAGUCAUGUUAUAUUAUUUCAAAAGAAAGUCUCAGUAUACCACAAAAUGUAUUAAAAACAGGUCAUGAGAAAAAAGUUUGAACAAGGUUGUGAUUUUGAUUUCCCCAAACGAAUAACAUUCAUUAUGUUCAUAAGAGUUUCAGAGCAGCAUUGUAUGUCUGUGGAUUAGCAGUUAAAUAAACCACCUGGCUGCUGUUUAGAGGAUUGCAUCAACACAACUCAGUAAAGAUUUGAUCAAUGUGCAUUAUGGCAAAAGCUGUCAUCAUAGAACCCUUUUUUAUUAGAACUUUCUAUUGGAAGGGUGGUUGCUGUUCUUCAUUCUAUGAUGUCAUAGAAUUCCCUUCCAGAAUCCUGCCAUGAACUGAGAGUAGCAUCAAAAUAGUGAAUUAUAAGUGUGUUAUAAUUACAAGUCAGUGGACUCAGUGAAGAAACCCCCACACGGAAAGAUGUCGGUGUACAAUGAGCUCCGUCUGGAACAGCAGCUUUGUGACGCGGUGAUCACAGUGGGCAGCGCUCGGUUUCACGUGCACAAGAUCGUCCUCUGCAACUGCAGCCCGUACUUCAAAGCCCUCUUCACCAACUGGUCAACCCAAGACAGGCAGGUCUUUGACAUCCCCCAUGUGUCUCCUGACAUCAUGAAGAUCAUCAUCGAGUUUGCCUACACCGCCUUUCCCGCUGUGACGCAAGAAAAUGUACAAGAGUCUUUCAUUGCGGCGCACCAGUUCAACGUGACGGGCAUCACUCAAGCCUGCUGCAGCCUCCUGGAGGAACAUCUGGCCCCGGGGAACUGCAUCGGCAUCUGGCGGCUCACAGGUGUCUACCACACCCCUGAACUGACCAACAAGGCCUUCCUCUACACGCUGACCCACUUUGAAGAGGUGGCUUCCGUCUCAGAGGAGUUCCCGCUGCUGUCUGUGCAGGAACUGGUUCAAAUCAUUGAGGACGACCACCUCAACGUCAAGCAGGAGAAGACGGUGUUUGUCGCCAUCCUUAGCUGGAUCGCCUACGCCGCUGAGGAGCGCAGAGAACACAUCUCUCUGCUUUUGUCCAAUGUCAGGCUGGCUUUAACGAGUCUACAAUUCAUCACAAACAGUGUGAGAAACAACGAACUGGUGCUGGCGAGCACGGAGUGCCACACGCUUCUCAAACACUCCCUGGCGGCCAUGCUUGAGCUCCAUACAAGCAGGUUCUCUGACACUAUUUUCUAUAAGCCUCUGUCCCGCCCGCGACUGUCCCCGACCGUCCUGUUGGCUCUUGGAGGCUGGAGCGGUGGCCGUCCCACCGAUGCCAUCGUGGCGUAUGAUAGCCGCGCUGAUCGCUGGGUCGAUAUCCCCAAAAACGGGGAUUACACUCCCCGGGCCUACCAUGGCGCCGUUUUCCUUGAUGGAGCAGUUUACAUUGUCGGUGGCUUUGACAAUGUUGAGCGGUUCAGCAGCGUGCACCGGUUUGACCUGGCCACGCACACCUGGACAGAGGUGAAACAAAUGCAUUGGACCCGCUGCUAUGUCAGCGUAACUGUGAUGGACGGGUGCAUAUAUGCCAUGGGAGGUUAUGAUGGACUGGAUCGACUCAGCAGUGCUGAGCGCUACGAGUCCAGAACCAACCAGUGGACUUUAAUUCCUUCCAUGCACAAGAAGAGGAGUGACGCCAGCUGCACGUCCCUCCGUGGCAAGGUGUACAUUUGCGGUGGCUUCACUGGGAGUCAGUGCCUGUCAACGGCUGAAUGCUUCAACCCAGAGACCAACCAGUGGACACUGAUUGCCUCCAUGGGCCACAGGCGCACUGGAGUGGGGGUCAUUGCCUAUGCAGGCAAAAUCUUUGCAGUUGGCGGCUUCAACGGGUUCAUCCGUCUAAACACUGCUGAGGCCUACAACCCCGACACCAACACCUGGCGCGCUGUGCCCUCCAUGCUGGCCGCCCGCAGUAACUUCGGUAUUGCCGUGAUCGAUGACCGCGUCUUUGUGGUGGGGGGCUACAACGGCUUCUCCACCAUGAUUAAGGUUGAGUGUUUUGAUGGCGAAACUAGCAUGUGGUCUGAUGUCAGGUCCUUGAAAGUGGCCUGCAGCGCCCCGAGCUGUUGCAUUGUGCACGGACUCCCUAACUUGGUCGAGUACUCGGCCCCGCGUCUUAUGCAAUGUUCUGAUGUAGAUGAGGAUAAAAUGGAAUAA
This is a messenger RNA of Gasterosteus aculeatus aculeatus (three-spined stickleback), 3131 nucleotides long. RefSeq names its product kelch-like protein 10. NCBI's taxonomy places the organism in Eukaryota, Metazoa, Chordata, Actinopteri, Perciformes, Gasterosteidae. Gene Ontology annotation, molecular function: protein binding. The record is from RefSeq and is a predicted model, not a curated record.